Molecule: messenger RNA, 5354 nt
Organism: Metopolophium dirhodum (rose-grain aphid)
Lineage: Eukaryota; Metazoa; Arthropoda; Insecta; Hemiptera; Aphididae
Product: band 4.1-like protein 4
Exons: 22
Coding region: 679-3846 (1055 amino acids)
Cellular component (GO): cytoskeleton
Source: RefSeq, a predicted model, not a curated record
GCCAUCCGAGCCACUCCAUGUGAGUAGUCCUUCGGAUGCUCUCGUACUGUACGCCGGGCGCGUUUAUUUUUAUUAUUAUUUAGUGGCUUAUUAUUAAGUUAAGUUUUUUGAUUUUUUUUUUUAAAUUUUCUAUCGGUAUUGGCGUUCAUUAUUUUUGUAAAUCGUUUCUGCGUGCGGGCGUGCGUGUAUAUGUGUACAUGUGUGUGUGCUCGUGAGUGUGUGAGUGUGUGUGUGUGUGUGUGUGUUUGUUUAAAAUAUUUACGUGAUUAGUAAUUAUUAUUAUUUUUUUAUUUGACGGACAGAAAAAUUACGAAAUACCCGAUGUACAGCAGAAUAUCCGCAUCUUUGUUACUCAAGUGGUGGACCCAGUCGUUGUGAUCGAGACACAGAAACUCGAGAUAGUUGCGAGGCGAGUAAUACAUUAUUACAAUAAUAUAUUACAUGGUGUUCGCGUGAUGGCGACGUUGGCCAAUUUACAGGCAAACGGAGACUUGGAAACGUGACGGACACGCGACGUACGCGCGCAGCAUAUAAUAUCCUAUGGUGCAGGCCACUGUCGUCGCGCGACGCCAAUAGGUACUCAGUUCUCCGCGCCGCCGGCAUUUCCAAAUUCCUGGUCUAAAUCACAGCGUAUGAUUUUAUGAUCUAUUUGGCAAGAUUUAAUAAAAAGAAUCCAACAUGGGCUGUUUUUGUACCAGCGCCCGAACACACCACUGCAAAAUCGUAUUCCUCGACGAUCAAGAACUCGUGCACGAAGUUCAGGGUUCGAGUUUGGGUCAAGAAGUUUUCGAUGUGGUUGUAAGACAUUUAAGCCUUCUCGAAACAGCUUACUUUGGGCUUCGUUAUUUGGAUUCUCAAAAUCAAACUCACUGGUUGGAUCUGUCCAAGAAAAUGAACAAACAGAUGAAGGGUAACGAGAACUUCACCUUUUACUUCGGUGUGAAAUUUUACGCCGCCGAUCCGUGUAAGCUGGUUGAAGAAAUCACCAGGUAUCAGUUUUUCCUGCAGCUCAAACAGGACAUACUGCAAGGACGCGUACCCGUCACCCAAGAACUGAUGGCCGAGCUAGGAGCGUACGUCGUGCAAUCUGAGCUAGGAGAUUUCGAUCCUAGACGACACACCCUCGGGUACGUGUCUGAAUUCCGGUUCGUGUCCAAUCAGAAUGCAGAGCUCGAAAACCGAAUCGGAGAAAUACACAAAGAACUCACGGGUCAAGUGCCUGCAGUUGCCGAGCUGAAUUUCUUGGAUAAAGUCAAGUGGCUGGACAUGUACGGCGUCGAUCUUCACCCAGUACUGGGUGAAGACAACGUCGAAUAUUAUUUGGGUUUGACGCCGACCGGAGUGAUUGUGCUUCGAAACAAAAACAUUGUCGCAAACUAUUACUGGCCCAGGAUCACCAAGAUCUUCAGCAAAGGAAAAUAUUUCAUGCUCAGAGUGUGCGACAAAAACAACGACGAGAACACUUACGGGUUUGAAACGCCCUCGAGGCCGGCGUGUAAACAUCUGUACAAGUGCAGCAUGGAACAUCAUUCAUUCUUCAGACUUGUCCAAGUGUCACCCAACCCCCCGGACGUCAUAAGCACUCGAUUUAGCAGCGGCCGGGCGGAUAAGUCGUCAGUGAGGAGCUCGCAGAUGAGCAACAGAACGCCACCGUCAUUUACGAGGACACCUAGUCGCCGCUAUCAGAGGAGGAUCGUCGAAGGAUCCAACGAUAAUCAAACUUUCGGAGAUGAGUACAAGACCAGAGACGAACUGAUGCUGUUGUCGUCCUCGUCGUCGUUGAAACCGCAAGACAAGCUGAAAAACUGUUCCAACCCUCAACUUCCCGUCCACACAAUGUACGUGCCGAACCGGAGCGAUUCGCCAAGGAGCACCAGAAGUGCACCGUGGGGCGUGUGGUCGAGCGCUCCUACCCGGGGCCUGUACUCGAGCAGCUCGCCGAGGAGCGUCCGAUCCGGUCCGCAUCAGAUCAUGCGCCACGCUCGCCGGUCAUCCAGCGUGGACAGCCAGAGCUCCAACGACUCGAGAUCGUGUCGCAAGCACAGACAUCGCAACAAUAGACGGUCCUCGGAUAACGAGAGCGAACAGUCGGGCCGGUCGGGAAAAUCGCACCGGAAGCACAGGCACCGGAGCCGGAAGUCGUCGGAGGGCGACGACCACGAGCACAGGCGUCACAGGUAUCAGCUUGUGGAGUCGGAGGGACAGUGGCGGGAAGUGCAGCGGAGACAGGCCGAGGGCAGGUCAGCUAUACAAAAAGCGUCAGUGGUUCGGCCCCGGUCGGGUUACGCUAACAGCGGGCUGGAGUCCGAGAGCGAGAUUUCUCACCAUUCGUCGUCGUACCGGAGACGGAAACACCGGAAACACAGGUCGCGGUCCAGGUCACCGUCAGAGAGCAGCAGCAAGACGCGUCUGCCGGAGGAGCUCAAAAAGCAUUUGGAGUUCGAACUGGUCGAAACGGACGGCAUGACCGAGGAACAACUGCGAGAAAUACCGUACACGGCGGUGAAGACAUCCCUGAAGACCAAUAACUCGUCGCCUCCCCUGUCGUCCAAACGGAAAACCUAUUCGUCUCGGAGAGCCAAAAGUUGUUCGCUAAAAGACUCGACAGUGCCGGAAGCCGGCGACAGUCCUCCGCCGCCGUAUAGCGAAGGCCCGGCCGAUAAAUGCUCCGCCGCCGUCUCCAUGCCCAGUUCGAAAAGCGCAAAUCAGUUACCAAGGACGCAGCAACCCAACCAAAGCGGACCGACGGCGACGACGACGACGAGGACGUCUGCUGACCAAAAUUACAGGGCCACUUGCUCCGCGCUGUACGCCAACCCGUCGGCGUUGCAUAUUAUGGGCUCAGCGAACAGCUAUCAUCAUUCUAGUCACGACCAACGGAACCUUAUGAACCAUUCCCGGUGGUUACACGAUCUCGAGCAGAAAGACAACGCGAACAACAGGAGGACAGAAAACAUGAUGCGAGACUUCCCUUACAAUUCAGCCAGGUCGUCGGCAAAUGGGAACAGCGCCGAACGACCCUCUACGAACGCGGCAAAGUCGACACCGCCGCCGUGGUCUAGUCAAGAAAUUCGUGGCACACUGGGUGGCGGUGGCGUUCCAUGGCAGUGCGUCCCGGACCGCGUAUACCCGGUUAGCGGUUACGGCCCACCCAAAAAUAUCAACCAGGCGGCGUACCAGAACCGGAGCAACAACAAUCCGGAAACGUGCGCGACGUCGGAUUCGGUCGACACAAAUCGGAACAGCGCGAUGAUCGCGAUGACGACGACAAUCGACGACGUCAAGUCCACAGCCGCCACUUCGGCUGCGGUAGGGCAGUCGAUCAAGUCCAGCAAGUCUUUCGAGAGCGGCGUGUUGGGGCAGCACGCCAACACACCCAACGGUGUCAUACCGUGGCCGGGUGACAGAGGAAAACCCAGACCGUCGCACCAGUGGGACCACCAUAACGGUACGUCGUCAUCGUCGUCGCCACAUCAUCACCUCCACCAUCAGCAGCAGCAGCACCACCUCCAUCAACAGCAGCAGCACCAACAGCAGCAGAAUCACACACAACAGCAGCACAACGGGUCGUCCUCGUACGGGGUCGGCGGCGGUGGUGGUGAUAUCUUGUACCUGGGCAACAGGUCCUCGGGGGUGCGCACUUCUUCCAGGGGUGGUCCGACGUACUUUUCGCCACAACACAACCACGUGGACAGACUGUCGAACUCCGAACUGAGGUCGUCGGCCAGCCUAGAGGAGAUCCUUUCGCCGAUCCUGCAGAGCAAACUGACCACGUGUGAGUAUAACUAUACGCGAAUACGAAAAACGCAAUACCGAGACAGUAUUAUAUUAUAUUUUAUAAUAUAAUAUUACCUAAAGCAGUAAUAAUAAUCGAACGAUUUUUUUUUGUUUCUGGGCAGAAAUCUUGCGGGGACUUAAGCCAUAUGGCGGUGCAUCGAUACGAUUUAUAUAUUACCAUCGUAAUAUGAAUUGCGAUCGAUUGACGAGAGGAAAUCGAUGAUUACGGCCGUGACUUGGACGAUGACGAGCGAAACAGGCCGCGCCGGCUACUUUUUAUGUGUACAUAAUAUAUCAUUUAUCAUAAUUUUUCAUUUAUAUGACGCGAGCGCGCACGCACGCACGCACGCAUAAGCCAUAUUAUAUUACAUUUAUAUUAUACGAACGUGUACAGUGUAAAAAGAAAACGAUUCAUCUCAUCACUACGUAUAUACCUACCGUACGCAUAUACUUACAUUAUACAUAUAUAAUCUACAUUCUACACAUAUUAUAGGGAAACCUUUUCGAGAAUAUAAUAUUAUGUCUGUAUACACGAGCGCGAGUUUUCUUCUUCACCGUUUUUAUUAUUAUUAUUAUUAUUAUUAUUUAUUCUUUUCACUUUUGAGAGAAAGCGUCAAAGGGCGUCGAUAAGUCUGAGUUUUUAUUAAAUAUUUUUAUUUUUUUUUUAUGAUCCCUAUUUUCUUAUCCUUCCCUUUUUCUUUUCUUGAUACUCUGGUCGUUUUCUCUCGUUUCCCACUCGUAUUAUAUAAUAUAUAUAUAUAUUAUUAUUAUUAUUAUUAUUAUUAUAAUCGUUUAUCGUGUCUCCGUCGCGCUCGUCGGGUUAAUAAAAGUAUAGUAUACCAAAGCUCAAUAUUAUGAUCAACACAUGUGUUCCGCGCAUAUUAUUAUAUAUACAUUAUUAUUAUUAUAAAUUAUUAUUACUACCUAUUAUUAGUUGUGUAAGACGCGUGUCUUGUAAGUACGUUUAAUAUAAUUUAACGACAAUGUGUACAUUAUUUUUUUUUAUAUUACAUAAUAUUAUUAUUAUUACCUAUCAUAUUGUACAUUAUUAUAUUGAUAAACUGUGUGUUUUCACGCGUGAGGCAGUAGGUACCUCUCUAUUUAUUUUUGUUCAUCAACAUUUUGUUUACGAAAUUAAAAACGAUUAUCCAAUAACAAAUGGUAAUAUUAUAAUAUAAUAUAUAUACAGGCACUCAACAAUUAAAUCGAAAUUCAAACGAAUUAUUUUUUUUUCCGAUCGUGAUGUCGAAAUUAUCUCGUUUUAUUUAUUGUUUUUAUUUUCUACAAAAAAACUAAUUAUAAUAUUUGUACUGAUAAUCAAAUACUACUUUUUUUUAUUUGUUUGUUUGUUUUUGUUUUAUGUAUACCGUUUAAAAUGAAAACACUUUUUUUGCGGUCUCUAUAUUAUAAUAUAGCGGAGAGAAAAAUAUUUGCACUUUUGUAUUAACCGUAACGUUUGUUGUGUUGUUUUAUCUGUUUGCAGUGAAAUCCGUAAAUAAGUUGGAUAAUGACAUAUUAUUAUUGUAUUAUAUUAUAUGAUAUGCUACGGAAAUAUAAUAAAAUAAUAUUAUAUUAUA